UACAAUCUGAUUUGUCUAUCCAUAGUGCCCGGUGUCCGGGUAAGAUGGCGUCGGAGGAGCAGUGUUCGGUACCGCCUCGAUGGCGGUCGAUAUCGCUUACCCACGUAGAGUAUGCAGCAGAUGACCUAACAGGACAGGUCUUGGCCUGCACCAGUCUUCUUCCUAUUGCCAUCCUGGUUGGCUUCGUCACCCUCAUUGUGUUUAAGCGGGAGCUACACACCAUUUCUUUCUUUGGGGGACUUGUGCUGAAUGAGGUGGUGAACUGGCUGCUGAAACAUAUCUUCAGAGAGCCACGGCCCUGUGAAGGGGCUCAUGGCACGCUGAACACAGAGUAUGGAAUGCCCUCUAGCCACUCCCAGUUCAUCUGGUUUUUUGUUGUAUACUUUUUUCUUUUUCUUUAUUUAAGAAUGCAUCAAACAAACAAUGCCAGGUGUGUGGAGUUAUUGUGGAGACACAUACUGUCCAUCUUCUUGCUGAGCGUGGCCUUGUCUGUGUCCUAUAGCAGGGUGUACUUGCUUUAUCAUUCCUGGAGUCAGGUGAUAUAUGGAGGCGUGGCUGGUAGCAUCAUUGGAGUUGUGUGGUUUUUUAUCACCCAGGAGAUGUUGACACCCCUGUUCCCCAAGAUAGCUGCUUGGCCAGUGUCGGAGUUCUUUUUGGUGCGUGACACGAGUUUGAUUCCCAACAUCCUGUGGUUUGAAUACACAGUAACGCGAGCAGAGGCUAGAAACAGACAGCGAAAGCUCGGAACAAAACUUCAAUGAUUUUGGCAGUUUGUUGCUUGAACUGGGAAAGGACCACGUACACUGGAGAGCCAACUCUGGUUAGAUCUGCUCACAAAAAAGGGAACCAGUUGAAGGGUGGACCAAAAGAAGUACUGGGACCGACCUACAGCCUGAACAAGUCGACUGGCUUGCUUCCGGUGCUCAUACUGCUAUACUGCUUGCGAAAAGCUCCCUGAUGCAUGCAAGACCGUGCAGGAGGCAGACUAAUGGAAACAAAAUAAUAUAUAUUUUAACCUUAAAUGCACGCAGGCAGUAAAAUGUACUGUAUGCAACUGAAUUUUGGAGCCAAGAAAAAGGAUUCUGUAAAGUGUGAAAUGGUUUGCUGGUAUUUCAGCAUGAAACUGUUAGAUUUUGUAGGUAGCUUGUCUGGGGCGUUGGGGGGUUUGGGUGUAAUUGGUUUUUCUUUAAUGUAUUUCAGAAAAAAAUCCACUUUUAAAAUAAAGUGGUUAAAAUGUAAUUUAAAACUAAAUUUGUACUUUGUGAAGAUUAAACAAAAAGACAACAAAUAACACCAGUGCCCAGUGAAAUAGAUUUACUGCAUAGCUUCAGAUAAUCACAUCAUCAAAUCAGUAUUUAACACGUGUUCAUCACUCCCUUUUCAAAAUGCAAUCCUUUGAUCCAAAAAAGAUGAAGUGCAAUUAACUUUGUGUCUCAUACAUUAAACAUUGCAGUACAGAUAAGCUGUUUAACAUUGAGGUGUCUGUUAGUUACUUGAAAAUCGUACCCCACCAUUUCUUCUGGUAUAGACUGCAGAGGAUGCUAACCUGAUGUGCAGAGCUUUGUACAAUGUGUUUUACUCAUAAGAACGAUGCAUGAUGAAAUGGAGGCAGAUGUGAGGAAGAGCUGAGUGUGAGACUGCACCUUGUUUUUCCUUUGAAUUUACCGGGAAUAGGAAAUCAGCUUAGGGUGGGUAUGGUGAUUUGGGCUAACAGUUAAAGAGAGAACUAAUAGCAGCUUAUAGCCACUGAUUAAUCUUCCUUUUCACAACCACCCAAUAUGUACAGUUCACUAUAAGCAGAAUAAGAUUAGAAGGGUCUAUGUUGAAUAUUCUUUUUAAUUCUCUUCAGCAUAUUGCAUUUUUAACCAACGAAAGCAAAUAUGGUGUAAUAUGCAAAAAAAAGUACUGUGACUGCCAUAAAAUAUGUCCUGCUCAUAAAUAAUUACACAAUUA
This is a messenger RNA of Paramormyrops kingsleyae, 1953 nucleotides long. NCBI's taxonomy places the organism in Eukaryota, Metazoa, Chordata, Actinopteri, Osteoglossiformes, Mormyridae. The record is from RefSeq and is a predicted model, not a curated record.